AUGGCAGCGCCCGUGGCGCUCACGACGGUCAUCGGCCUGAUGAGCUUCGGCUGGUCGGCCCAGGUGCGCGACAAUUACAUGGUCCCGGCCGUCUUCUUUGGGGUCGUCUCGUUCGGCUGCUCGCUCGGCUCGACGACGGCCAUCACGUUCUGCGUCGACAGCUACAAGCAGUACGCAGGCGAGGCGCUCGUGACGCUCAAGUUUUGCGGCUACCCGGAACCCUGGGAGUGA
Messenger RNA from Lasiosphaeria miniovina, 231 nucleotides. RefSeq lists its product as uncharacterized. Lineage: Eukaryota; Fungi; Ascomycota; Sordariomycetes; Sordariales; Lasiosphaeriaceae. The coding region runs from base 1 to 231 and encodes 76 amino acids. The transcript has 2 exons. The record is from RefSeq and is a predicted model, not a curated record.